AUGGAAAAGAUGGGAUUUCAUUCGAGAUGGGUUGGUUGGGUUGUGGAGUGCAUUAGAUCGGUCACUUAUUCGAUGUUGAUCAAUGGUGAACCAAAAGGUGACAUAGUUCCGACUAGAGAUGACAGUCUCCUCUUUUGUCGAGCAAGAGUGGAGGAGGUGGAGAAAAUACAAGAGCUAUUGGGGAAGUAUGAGUUGGCUUCGGGGCAAAAAAUAAAUUCAAGUAGAACCACAAUUUUCUUUAGCAAAAAUGUUCCUACGACUCUCAAGGAACUCAUUCAGAAUUCUUUGGGGGUCCCUGAAAUUAAGGAAUAUGAGAAAUACUUAGGUUUACCAGCUGUGGUUGGGCGGAAUAAAAGGGCAAGCCUAAACUAUAUCAAAGACCGAGUUUGGGGGAAACUCCAAGGAUGGAAGGAAAAGUUAUUAUCUCAGACUGGGAAGGAGGUUUUACUGAAAGUAAUGGUUCAAGCUAUCCCUACUUUUGCCAUGAGUUGUUUUCGCCUACCGGUUGGUCUUUGCCAAGACAUUGAGAUGCUCAUUUGCAAGUUUUGGUGCGGCCAAAGGGGAGAAAGGAGAAAAAUUCACUGGAAGAAGUGGGAGAUGAUGUGUAAACCAAAAGUGGAAAAAGGUUUGGGGUUCAAAGACUUAUGUAGAACCACAACACCUCACUCUAAUCUAGCCCUGGAAACAACAAUGGCUGUGCUAAUAAAUCCGGUUUCGGGAUGGUGGAACAUUCACUUCAUUGAUCGCCAUUUUUAUCCGCCGGAUGCAAAGCUUAUAAAGUCUUUGCCUUUGUGCUCGACCCCACAACCUGAUAUCCUGAUCUGGCCCAAGGAAAAAUCUGGAAACUACUCUGUAAAUUUCAGAUAUAAGCUACUAUGUGAGUGGCAAAAUGAAGAACUGAAUCGGCACCAAGUUUCUGAUGUUGAGAAGAGAUUCUGGAACAACAUUUGGAAGAUUAAAGCUCCGGGAAAGAUUAAGCACUUUAUAUGGAAAGCGUGCUCAAAUUCUCUACCAACAAAAGAAAAUUUGAUUAAAUGA
Molecule: messenger RNA, 1038 nt
Organism: Quercus lobata
Lineage: Eukaryota; Viridiplantae; Streptophyta; Magnoliopsida; Fagales; Fagaceae
Exons: 3
Coding region: 1-1038 (345 amino acids)
Source: RefSeq, a predicted model, not a curated record